This is a messenger RNA of Punica granatum (pomegranate), 2330 nucleotides long. Lineage: Eukaryota; Viridiplantae; Streptophyta; Magnoliopsida; Myrtales; Lythraceae. The record is from RefSeq and is a predicted model, not a curated record.
CUCUCUCUCUCUCUUUCAUUUUGCCUUGAAAGAUUGGAUUUUUGUCUUGCGCCCAUUGCUAUUGUGUCCCCUUUUAUCAUUCCUCUGAGAAUUUCCCAUUGCCCUUUUAAGGCCCACCUGUAAUAGAGAACCCCCCCAAAGUCGCCUGCUUGUGAGUUACUCCUCCUUCUGGGGUCUGCUCUUCUCGUUCUGUGGCCAUUUCAGAGUCUACAUUGGCCUAUCUAUGCCCGUUCUGUCCCACAGAAAGGAAGCCCUCUCUCUGCUCCUCUGGCCUCUCGAGGAAGAAGAUCAGGGGGGUUAGCUCAGAUCAACUCCAAAGUUCUCUUACAGGUGGGAAUGCUUUAAUUCUGCAGCAGCACAAGAAGGGACCAGACCGAACACUUAUUUCCUUCUACUACUGAUUUCUAGCAUAAGGGAUGUCUGGUUCUUUGGACGAGCAGCUGUCGAAGAAGAUUUUGGGUCUGAAACUAUGGGUCUUGAUUGGAAUUUGUGUGGGUGCAUUCAUAGUUGUCAUCCUCUUCGUGUUAUCUAUCUGGAUCACUUUCCGGAGGAAAUCAAGAAGGAGAGCUGACAAGUUUUCACUUUCCCAAAUACCCAACGUAUCGAAGGAUAUAAGGGUUGACAAAGUUGGAGCUCAGAGUUUCCAUAAUCAACCUGAAACCGCAUUCCUCUCUGUUAGUGACAAAUCGGCUGAGAAGAACUCGGAGAAGAUGCUGGUGCAUUUGGCUAUGAGCAAAUCGAGUGACCCAGAUAAUUUAAGUCAGUGCAGCUCGGUUUAUCACCACGAGAGGGGUUGUAGCUCUGAGGAAGGAGGCUCUGGAACGGUUCAUAAGAAUUCGGGUUAUGGUGGGCUUGUCACAGCCUCUCCUCUGAUUGGCUUGCCUGAGAUUUCACAUCUUGGUUGGGGCCACUGGUUCACUCUUAGAGACCUCGAGCUUGCGACCAAUCGGUUCUCUGCAGAGAAUGUUCUUGGUGAGGGUGGCUAUGGGGUUGUUUAUAGGGGCAGGCUGGUCAAUGGAACUGAGGUGGCAGUGAAGAAGCUUCUCAAUAAUCUGGGACAGGCUGAGAAAGAAUUUAGGGUGGAAGUGGAGGCCAUAGGGCAUGUUCGGCAUAAGAACCUCGUACGGCUUCUGGGUUAUUGCAUUGAAGGGAUUCACAGAAUGCUUGUAUAUGAGUAUGUGAAUAAUGGCAACUUAGAAGAGUGGCUACAUGGAGCAAUGCGCCAACAUGGGACCCUGACAUGGGAGGCCCGCAUGAAGGCCAUUCUCGGAACAGCUAAGGCGCUUGCCUACUUACAUGAAGCAAUUGAACCCAAGGUUGUGCAUAGAGACAUCAAAUCAAGCAACAUCUUGAUUGAUGACGAGUUCAAUGCGAAGGUCUCUGAUUUCGGCUUGGCAAAGCUGUUAGGUUCAGGAGAGAGCCAUAUCACAACUCGAGUCAUGGGAACAUUUGGUUAUGUGGCACCAGAGUAUGCUAACUCCGGGUUGUUGAAUGAGAGGAGCGAUAUUUACAGUUUUGGUGUUCUCCUGCUUGAGGCAAUUACUGGAAGGGACCCAGUUGACUAUGGCCGCCCUGCUAAUGAGGUAAAUCUUGUGGAAUGGCUAAAGAUGAUGGUAGGCAAUAGAAGAGCUGAGGAUGUUGUGGACCCGAACCUUGAAGUUAAGCCCUCGACACGGGCUCUGAAACGAGCCCUUUUGGUAGCACUCAGGUGCGUUGAUCCUGAUGCAGAUAAGAGGCCCAAAAUGACCCAGGUUGUGCGAAUGCUUGAAGCUGACGAAUACCCUUAUCGCGAGGAUCGAAGACAGAGAAAGAGCCGCACAGCAAGUAUGGAGAUUGAAUUGAUGAAGGACGGGCUGAGCCCAUCUGAUGCUGCAGUUGACAAGGUGGAUGACCCAGAAAGCCAUAAAUCCGAGAUUGCUCUGGCAUAGGAAAAACUGACAGAUUCACAUCAAUAACCUGGGCAAUUACUGGAGCCUGCCUAAUCAUAACCCAGUUUGUCAGUGGUAGUUGCAACAUUAUGAAGAACACAAUACACUCCUCAAGAGUUCGAUUUUUUCCCGGAGGCAGCUUUCCAUUAGUCAAAGAAGCACAGUGAGCAGAUGUAUGUGUAUUCAUGCCGUGUAUGGUUUAAUGUUUAUGCGUGUGCAAGAGAGAGAAAGAGGCAGAGGGGAGGUCCUCGAAUUUGUACAGAUGAACAUGUCCGGCUGUCGUUGAUUAUUAGUACAUGGUUAUCUUUUUUGCUCUGUGGUUUUGUUCUUCAGCCUAUUAUGAUUGUUCUUUGGCUCUCCUUAGCUACUGAAAUUAUUGAAAUCAGAAGUCCCAUUUCUUCA